AUAUAUUCGGUAGUGUUAGUGAACCUACACCCUAACAACAUUGGGCGUGACCGAAGGCAAGCCAUACCCUUUUGGGGUGUAGUUAAGGCUCAGCUUGGUGGUGAAAGGGUCUUCAAAUCUUGCAUUUAUUUACCAACAGAGUUUUAGGUCAGUGAUGGCGAAAGCGGAAGCAAGCUGGUUGUUACAGCCAGCGAUGGCGACGGCGGAAGUUGAGGAAGGGAAAAUGAAACACUUUAAUGGCGGAAUGGAGAAACUUGACGUGGAACGGAGCCGAUUCCCGUACUGUAUUGUAUGGACCCCCAUUCCUGUAUUGACUUGGCUGUUCCCAAUUAUUGGACACAUGGGAAUCUGCACGUCAAGUGGUGUUAUUCGUGACUUUGCUGGGCCAUACUUUGUUUCAGAAGAUGACAUGGCCUUUGGAAAACCAGUAAAAUACUGGAAGCUGGAUCCAGGUAAAGUGUACAGUAAUGUUCCCAAUGCUUGGGAUGCUGCUGUCCAUGAUGCUUCUGAGGAGUACAGACACCGAAUGCACAAUUUGUGUUGUGAUAACUGUCAUUCACACGUUGCCAUGGCACUAAACUUGAUGCGAUAUGAUAACAGUACAUCGUGGAACAUGGUCAAAUUGUGCUUCCUUCUCCUCAUUUAUGGGAAAUUUAUCAGUAUUGGAGCAGUUGUAAAAACAUGGCUUCCAUUUGUUCUUUUUGUGGGAGUGAUUCUGACCAUCAGUCUUGCUGUACAUCUACAGUAAUGGACAGUUUGCAGUGGAUUCCCAAUCUGGUGUGUCUGCUUGCACUCAGAAGUGAAGGCACGGGAGCUCCAACCUGAGAGAACAAGAUGUUUAGUAACAAGCUGCACACAUGCACAUUUUAUGCUAAUAAAUUACUUUUGUGACAUAUUUUUGUAAAUAGACUAGUUUUCCACCAGUAUAAUUCACUUCAUGCUAGCCAUUCCAGAGCUUUUUCAUGUUGACUUAACAGAUUUCUCUUUUAAUUGGCAUAUUAACUUAAAUGGUGUAUGAAGCUUUGGCCACAACAGUCACAAACUGCAUUUAACACUGUUGUUUGUUAUUGUUAGUGGCACCAAAAAAAAACUUGACUUGGGUUGAAGAUAAUGGUUGAUGGUGAUAAAAGAGCAUUAUUAUAUGUACUCCUUUGUUAUCUUGUCUUGAUAAAUCACUUUUUUUUCUUGCAACUGGAUUUCUAGCUCCUCUUCAUCAUUCAUGCCUGCCAGUGCAUUACUUACUUUGUUUAAGGUAAUGAUUUAUCAGUCAAGCCCUGACUUCGGACAGAACUCCAAACCAGUAAACCCUUCCCACUUAUGGACUUUGCCUCACCCUUUCACCAAACAUCCUGAUAUUCUGAAUCAAUGUACUUAGAAUCACACUGCACUGAAACUAUAUUCCUGUUUAAUUUUGGAAGUCUAAAGGGCAGACAUGCUUCUUUUUCAGUGAAGGCCUUUACAACAGCAAAUCAUAUUUGGUUUGCCCAUCCUGAGAUUCCCAUUUGUUCAACUGGAUUUCCAAAGCAUUCCCUUUUCCAUGCCCAUAAUACUGCUGAGUUUAAACUCAAGUCUUGUGUUUUUUGCCAAACGUGUACUAAAAUAACUUUUCAUGAUGUUUUAAAGCCCUUUCAUCUCAUUUGACUUAAGAAAUUAUUAAAAACUGUAGAGAAGUCUCCACGAAAACUUCUAAGCAUAACAUUUUCAGAGCAUAGAGCAUGGGUCAGUGAAAAGAGAGAUGAAAGGAGGUAAACAAAUCUAAAAAUUUGUAAAGUCAGAAUAGACACUCUAUUCUUUUAAGAAUUUAAGUAUUUAACUAAUUUAAUUUGAGGAAGAUACCUCUACUUCAAUGACUUCAAAACAGGAAUCACAGAGGCAGGCAUUAAAUUGUCCUGACAGAAAUAAGCCAGAGGCUCAUGUCCUUCAGCCAGAUAAAAUGAUAACAGAACUGAUUUGCUACUGUCAACCGACCCUAGAAGAAUGAUUCUGCAAGCACAAGAAUUACUACAGACAGACCAUGAGUUUAUUUUUGAGAAAACAAAACUUGUAACUCCCAAAUAUGUUUUAAUCCUUCUAAUGCAAAUAUGAGCACUCCUGCCCUAUCUCCACCAGCUGCCAAGGCUGACUCGCCCAUUCUGGAAAAUGUUGUCACAAGGUCUGCCUGCCCCAAUAGACUUUACAGAUGACAAAACAACACCAGUUGGUCAUACAGACAGUCAUCCUGCCCUAGCAAAUAGUCAUUCAUUCAGCUACAUCACCACAGAAAACAUAUCUUGCUGCGCACUUUUUUGGGCAUUGAUUAGGGAAACCUUGAUUGUCUCAAAGGUUAUAGAAGGGAAGAAGAAAACAUGUUCUUUCACAUUCUUCCCAUAAAAAAGUGGGAGGUUUCUUCAUGGAGCAGAUUGAGUUUGCUACUUUUACUGAUUCCAGACCAUGAUUUAUAUCCUCUCAGUUCUUGAGUGCCCCCCCCCCCCGAUUUUUGCUUUUGUGAAAGCUGUAAACUGUUUGGGUAAACAAUUUGGCUGUCAGACAGGAGAUCCUUCUUCUCCUAAAGAGAGAUUUGCAGAUGGUGUAAUUCCCAAAAUCUGUUUUAGACUUCCCAUGAUGUUAUGAAAGUUACCUGUCAACAUCCUGCUCCAAAAAAGGACAGGCAAGCCAUACAGAAACUUGUAUGAUUGGCAGGAUUUAUCUAACAGUUACAAAGCAGAUCUGUGGUUGUAUGACAAAAGAUUGACAAACCCGCUUGACACUUAAAAGUGAGAAGAAGAAAUUUGGGAGUUUGAACCCCCAAAAGCAAAAAUCAAAGCUCACUGUUACAUAUUCAAAGCACUUAUGCUGGGGAACAAUCCUCACUCCUCCACACCCUUGCUUUUUAUAAAUACAGUAUCAGAGAUAUUUGUGUCUUGAGUAAGAGGGGGUGGUGCAGCCUAAGAAUUAGUAGAAGACAAAAUAUACUUUGGUUUUUACAUUUUUGAGUAUCAAACAAAUGUGCUGUGAACUUCUGUCUUUCUCCCAAUCUGUCUUUUUCUCUCCCCUAUUCGUAUCAAACAAGGAAGACUGUACCUUUAGCCACACUUUUGAGUGGAAAUCAAGGUUGAUAAGCAGAUGAUUUGACCUUCAUGUUGUAAAUGUCAUUUUUGACUAUUAAGCCAUAGCUGUCAACCUUCUGUC
Messenger RNA from Protopterus annectens (West African lungfish), 3168 nucleotides. RefSeq names its product transmembrane protein 222 (gene TMEM222). The record is from RefSeq and is a predicted model, not a curated record. Lineage: Eukaryota; Metazoa; Chordata; Ceratodontiformes; Protopteridae. The transcript is spliced from 6 exons. Bases 155 to 748 code for a protein of 197 amino acids.